Molecule: messenger RNA, 1475 nt
Organism: Cucurbita maxima (winter squash)
Lineage: Eukaryota; Viridiplantae; Streptophyta; Magnoliopsida; Cucurbitales; Cucurbitaceae
Exons: 5
Coding region: 375-1229 (284 amino acids)
Molecular function (GO): ubiquitin binding
Source: RefSeq, a predicted model, not a curated record
AAUUGCUUGUUCUUUUAAUCUCGUUGGUGAGAAUAUGCAGAUGACGAUCGGACUCUUCGUAGCCAUGAACGAAGAUGAGCCGAAGUUUUAGAGCUUCAAAUGCUAAGAAUUUCUAUCUUUCCUGAUUCGUUUUCCAUCUGAAAUCCCUUGGAAUUGAGUUUGUUGUAAUUAAUUUUGUUUUUGGUGGAUGAGAUCUUGAGGAUUUUAUCCUAAUUCGAUCGUUUUCUCUGCGUUUUUUUUCUUCUAUUGAAUUGGAAUAUUGUUGAAGAUGUUUUAGUUUGGAUCCGGUGGUUUUGCUGCAUGAAUUGGAUUGAAGGUUUGGGUGCGGAUCGAGCACUUGAAGAAUAGAGGAAGCUGAGCAGCGGCGCUGAAACAUGUCUGCCAUCGUGUGCGGGAAGAGAUCCUUAUUUGAAGACCUGCCUCCGCAUCCCGUCUCUAAAAGAAUUCGUUGUUCAUCUUCUUCGCCUGUGCGGUUUUCGCCUCCGAGGUCAUCCAAUCAAUCUGUGUUUCCGUUCCCCCAGACGUCCUCCUCACAAUCGGCUCAUUUAGUCGAUUAUCUCUGCGAAAAUUUUCCUGAUAUGGAUAAGCAGCUUCUAGAGAGGGUACUUGAAGAAUGUGGUGAUGAUCUCGAUUUAGCCAUUAGAAGUUUGAACCAGCUUCAUUUGGGUUAUAAUGACAGAAACUUGGGCAAUGCUUCAAACACCUCCGAUGUAGCUUUGGAAACAAAUAUUCAACCUCAAUCCCAAGAUGAAGCAGAACCGCAAGGAGAAGCUGCAAUUUCUGAGAAUGCAACAGCUUCUGAGAAUCUUCCCACAAAUGGGGCAGAAUGGGUGGAUCUCUUUGUGAGAGAAAUGACAAGUGCCUCGAACAUGGAUGAUGCACGAAGCCGUGCUUCAAGAGUUCUUGAGGUUCUUGAAAAGUCCAUCUGUGCCCGUGCAAAUGCAGAGGCAGCAAAUAACUUUCAUCAGGAAAACAAGAUGCUUAGGGAACAAGUGGAAGCUCUUAUUCAGGAAAACAAUAUUCUCAAACGAGCUGUCUCAAUCCAGCACGAACGUCAGAAAGAAUAUGAAGGCGGGAACCAGGAGUUGCAACAUCUUAAGGAAUUAGUCUCUCAAUACCAGGAACAAUUGAAAACCCUUGAGGUGAAUAACUAUGCACUUACAGUGCAUCUCAAGCAAGCUCAACAAAGUAGCUCCAUUCCAGGUCGUUUCCACCCUGAUGUUUUCUAAUCAGGCAUCGCCACAAUGAAACCGCGGUAAACUCGAUUCUCACAAGACUUCUAUUCUAUCAAAAUAGUAAGAUGAUCAACCUGAACUUCAAUCAGUAGCAUGUUUGUGGGUUCCUCUUUUUUAUCUAGAAGGUAUAAAAGAGUCGAGGCAUCUACUUUUCCAUCUUUCAGUACAGUGAUUAAUUCCUUUUUUUCUUCUUUUUGUUGUUUCUAUCCUGUUAUUUGACUAAAUUUGAUUCUCAUAGAU